ACACAGAGAGAGAAAGAGAGAGGGAGAGAAUGAAGGCUGGCUGCGACUUCCCGCCGGGAGCGCCUUCGCGGGGCGGUUCGGGCUCUGCCCGGAGGAGACCCUCCGUUUGGGGGCUCCUGUGCCUGGGGCUGUGCUGGUGCCAGAUCUCCGGGAUGGUCACUCCGGAUCAGCAGGUGAAGCCUCGUAUCGUCAUGGAGCAAUUGCUCUGGGUCAGUGGCGGCGCAAUCGGGGAGGUAAAUACGUUCAGGGUCCCUCUCAUCACAGCGACACCUUCUGGCACCCUCUUGGCCUUUUCAGAAGCCAGGAAGACAUCUGAUUCUGACAGCGGAGCUAAAUUCAUAGCCCUUCGCAGAUCAGUAGACAAAGGUGCUAACUGGAGCCCAACUUCAUUCAUAGUUGAUGAUGGUUCCCUCACAGACGGUCUCAACCUUGGAGCUGUGGUGAUAGAUUGGGAAGAGAAGAAGGUGUUCUUGAUAUAUACUCUCUGUGCACACUACCGGGGAUGUUCCACUGCCAGCGUCAUGAUCAUUCGCAGCUCGGAUGACGGGGUGACAUGGAGCCGUCCCCGGAACCUCUCUAUGGAAGUUGGCACAACCAUGUUUGCCCCUGGACCGGGCUACGGCAUCCAG
Molecule: messenger RNA, 629 nt
Organism: Thamnophis sirtalis
Lineage: Eukaryota; Metazoa; Chordata; Lepidosauria; Squamata; Natricidae
Source: RefSeq, a predicted model, not a curated record